Lottia gigantea (owl limpet) is the source of this 1626-nucleotide messenger RNA. RefSeq lists its product as hypothetical. Gene Ontology annotation, biological process: lipid metabolic process. Bases 1 to 1626 code for a protein of 541 amino acids. The record is from RefSeq and is a predicted model, not a curated record. The transcript has 13 exons. Gene Ontology annotation, molecular function: calcium ion binding. NCBI's taxonomy places the organism in Eukaryota, Metazoa, Mollusca, Gastropoda, Lottiidae.
AUGGGAAAUGGAGCAAGUGUACAACCUUCAAAGACUGAACAGGAUAUGCAAAGACGAAUGACUCUAAUCGAAAGCCAGAAUUCUCUUAGCAGUGUCCCUGUCGUUGAAGAAUGCCAGUCUUUAUCCCCAAAAGAUUUGGAAGCAAUGAAGAUUGACCCCAAGGAUUAUAACUUUUCUUUUGAAAACUUGGUUUUUGAGGGCGGUGGAAGUAAGGGUGCCGCAUACGUGGGGGCUUUAAGGUAUAUGGAAAAAAUUGGAAUGUUGAGGAAAAUCAAGAGGUUUGCUGGAAGUAGUUCAGGGGCAAUGUGCGCCUGCUAUCUCGCCGUGGGGUAUGGAAGCGAAGACAUCUCCAAAUUUCUGGAACCAAAAUACAUAUCAUCAGUAUUAAAUGACAAUCCAUGGGGCGUUCUAAGCCUUGUGCCUAAUAUGGUAAAUCAUUUUGGAUGGAAGCCGACAAGUAAGGUUUAUAGUGAAAUGGGAAAACACAUUGAAAAGAAGGUCGGUGAUGCAGACAUCACUUUCAAACAGUUAUACAAGAAGAAAGGUAUAGAGCUGUGUAUCUGCGUUACCAACGUCAACAGAAUGGAUGUCAUAUUCUGUCACGCAAAAACCACGCCCCAUCUGUCAAUCAGACGUGCUGUGUGUAUGUCCAUGUCCAUACCAGGAUAUUUCCAAGCGUCUAAAGAGACCUUGUUUGGAUCAAUGGAUGUUUAUGUUGACGGUGGUUUGCUGUGCAAUUACCCUAUACACUGUUUUGAUGGUUGGUAUUUAUCAUUGAAGCCUGAUGACAGUUUUCUGACAAAAUUUACUCCGUUAUCCAACUUAACAAAGCUGUACGACCAGGCUAUCCGAUUUGGAGGCUUUAAUGAAAAAACUCUUGGGUUUCAAGUGUACUCUGACUAUGAACAAGAUUUGAUGAAAACGGAGUUAGAUAAACGAGUCGGUGUUCUGACUCCUGCUAAGCCCAGUCAAGAUACCAAGCUGUACAGAAAACGUGUAGAUAUGAAGAAGAAGCAGAAAAAAAUAGAAAAAAUCCAUGCAUGUGUUAUGGACGCUGUGAACGCUUUUCUUGUGACUAUCGACAAGCACAAUAUUGCUGAUAAAGCCAGCCUGGACCUUGGUGAACUAAAACUAGUUUUUGAAGACAAAGAAAGUUUUACUGAUAAACAUUGUGAGAUACUGUUUGGGGAGGUGAUUUCAGCCGAGGAGGCGUUCGAUUCUCUGGAUAAAGACGAGGACGGACAGGUAGAUUUCGACGAACUUAUGGAAUUUAUCCAGAGAACUGGAAUUUGUAUGUUGGAUACCUUCCAAGGUUACAGUCGUCAAGAAAUCUCCGGUUUUUCUUCCUUCGUUGAACGAGUUCAAAAUACCAUUUUACUCAAUUUAAAACGCGUCCAUGCAAACCAUGGAGAUUAUCAACGAACUGUAGGAAUCAACACUGGACAUAUAGAAACUGUAGAUUUCGAUAAUAUGGUUUAUGCCGAUAAGAAAUUUAUUGAAGAGAGGGGUUAUAACGCCACAAAAGCUUUCCUGCAAUAUCACGUGAUCAUUAAAGAUAUGAUCCCAGAUGUAGAAAUACGCAGAGACUCAAAACCGGAAGUAGGGAACCACAUGACAGGAUGCUGA